This is a messenger RNA of Leptopilina heterotoma, 1866 nucleotides long. RefSeq names its product FAD-dependent oxidoreductase domain-containing protein 1-like. Gene Ontology annotation, molecular function: oxidoreductase activity. The coding region runs from base 160 to 1740 and encodes 526 amino acids. Lineage: Eukaryota; Metazoa; Arthropoda; Insecta; Hymenoptera; Figitidae. Gene Ontology annotation, cellular component: cytoplasm. The record is from RefSeq and is a predicted model, not a curated record. The transcript has 7 exons.
GUUAGGUCUUUCUGUUGUGUCAAAGAGACCACGUGAUUAUUGUGUCGCUCCUACUCCCGGAGAGUUAUUUUUUUGAUAAUAAUAUGAACCGCUUCAAAACUGAUAUACUGUAAUUGUUAUUCAUUUGAAAACAAUCUCUAGAAGUAUUAAGGUGUAAGAAUGAUUCCUAGAUUUGUAAAGAGCACAAUUUUUAUAAACAGACUCCAAGAUUCUGUACCUCUGAGACUGUCAAAUGCAUUUUAUUCAUCGAAGACUGUAAAAAGGAGAGGCGAGUCAAAAAUUGAACCAAUAAAAGCGCCAAGUGAAAUUAAAUUAGACGAACCUGAGCAUCCAAUUGAUAAAACAUUUAGAAUUUUAAAAAGGGAUAUAGUUAAUUUUAAGAAUCGAUGGUUUACCAUGAAACCAGAGCAUUCUCGUUUUCAUGAUCGAAAAAUGACUUGGACAAAGGAUGACAAUCCUUUCGAUUGUCCAAUUGAGUGUGAUAUCUUAAUAAUCGGAGGCGCCGCUAUGGGCUCUUCGAUUGCGCAUUUUCUCAAGAAAAGAGCUGGCGAAGGACUGAAAAUUGUUAUUGUCGAGAAAGACCUGACGUAUUCAAAGGCAUCGACUGUCCUGUCAUUGGGAGGAAUUCGACAGCAAUUUUCCCUUGAGGAGAAUAUUGAAAUGUCCCUUUUUGGCGCUGAAUUUAUUCGCAAUAUAAAUGAAAAUUUGUCAGUUGUUGGCGAGCCACCAGUUGACAUACAAUAUCGUCCAUAUGGCUAUUUAUUUUUAGCCUCGGAAAAGGGUGCUGAAGACAUGAUAGAGAAUGCAAAAUUACAACGUGAAUUGGGCGCAAAGAAUAUUCUUCUUAAACCGGAGAAAUUAAAGGAGAAAUUCCCAUGGAUGAAUACUGAUGGCAUUGCUCUGGGUUGUCUUGGAAUUGAAAAAGAAGGCUGGUUCGAUCCAUGGAGUUUUUUGUUUGCACUCAAAAGAAAGUGUCUCAGUCAAGAGAUCUAUUAUGUCGAGGGUGAAGUAGUUGGUUUUCUAUUUAAUAAAUUAUCUAACGUUCAAUUCGCUGAUCCAAAAGAAACAUCUGACGAAUUGGCUCAAAGUGUGGUCAUUCAAACUUCUGAUGGUAAACAGAGGUCAAUUCAAUAUUCUCAGUGCGUGAUUGCAGCUGGUCCAAAUAGUGGAGAAGUUGCUAGAUUAGCGAGAAUCGGAACUGGUAAAGGUGUCUUAUCCAUUCCUUUACCGGUGGAACCAAGAAAGAGAUUUGUCUACUGUUUCCAUAGUCCUGACGGUCCAGUAAUUAAUCUUCCAAUGACAAUCGAUCCAUCUGGAACAUAUUUCAGGCGAGAAGGUUUAGGAGGAAAUUACAUUUGUGGCCGAUGUCCAAGUGAAGAGCACGAGGAACCAAACGUUGAUGAUCUUGAAGUUGAUCAUGAAUUUUUCAAUGAUCAUGUGUGGCCAAUUCUUGCUAAACGAGUGAAAGGAUUCGAUAAUUUAAAGGUAAAAUCCUCGUGGGCCGGAUUUUAUGAAUACAAUCAUUUCGAUCAGAACGGAGUGGUUGGUCUUCAUCCCUAUUAUCCGAAUUUUUACUUUGCAACUGGAUUCAGUGGUCAUGGAAUUCAAAAAUCGCCAGCUGUUGGCCGAGCAAUUGCCGAAUUAAUUCUCGAUUCAGAAUACACUACAAUCGAUUUAACUCGUUUGUCCUUCGAAAGAUUCAUUACACUAGAACCGAUGAGAGAGAGAAAUGUUGUGUAAAAUCAAUGCAAUAGAUUAAUAUUUCAAUGAAAUAGUACUCAUUUCUAUGUAUUUUUUUUCUGUUUUUACAAAUUAAUUUUUUUUAAUGUAAAUAUUGUUAUUUAAUUAAAAAUUAUGAAAACAUUA